Molecule: messenger RNA, 1059 nt
Organism: Symbiodinium natans
Lineage: Eukaryota; Dinophyceae; Suessiales; Symbiodiniaceae
Source: the annotation of a GenBank genome assembly
AUGGAAAUCUCCACGUUGAGAGCGCACUGUGCUGAGUCAACCUGGCAGUUCUACAACCUGGUGCACCUGAAGUGCCUCAAGUCGGGCGACUGCUCCCAAGCCCUCGAUUUUUGGAAGGACUGCCGUGAGGCUGGUGUCUCUUCCUGCAAUGCCCUCCUGGCAACGUGCGAAGUGGCCAUGGAUUGGGAUGAAUGGGUUCGUGCCUGUGGCAAGCUUGGUCCCGCUGGCUGGGUGAGAGACAUCGUCCCACCAGCCCAAAAGGCUGUGCAAGCCCUGGGCUACGCGAGUUACAAGGGUCACGGGCCUGGAUGGCAGCGAGAUUGCCUUGGUCAGGUGGCCUUGACUCUUGACCUCCUUCACUGGCACGGCUUGGCAUCCAGGGCAGCGCCGAUGCGCCGCCACUUCGCCGAGAACGUUCUGGCUUUUGUGGUGCAGGCAAUCAUCGCCGAGACAGACAAGUCCGUCUUGCUCCGGGAGGCAACCGGACGAACCCAUACCAGGAUGGCCAAACCGAUGCUGAAGGGCACUCAGCUGCAGAAAGUCAUGCUGAGUGAAGAGUUUACCACGUCAGCUUUGCUGCAGCUGCAGCUUGCCCGAGAAGGGCAGCCGUGGAUGCCGCACGCGCAGUUGCGGGUGCGGCGAGAGCUUCCCACGGAGUCGGAGGGAGGUCCUUUCUUUCUGGACGAUCCCUCUCUACGCCUGCAAGCCCGCUGCAUCUCAUACAGGUCUGCAGCAGAUGGGGGCUUGAAUGGAGGCCACAGCCGUGGCUUCGUUGCCUUGGGUGCCGACGAUGGUUGCCGCACUUGGCUGCUCCCUUUCUCCCUGGAUAGUGCCUUGGCCUUGAGCCAAGAGAAGCAUUCGCAGCUGCUCUCCGAGGUUGUAGCCGCAGUUGGCCUGGACUCUGGCCAGGUGCGGGUCUACCUGUCCUAUGCUCCGUGCCUGGCGUGCCUGGCAACGCUCUACCAGCUCCGCAGCCACAAAGGCGUGCGGCUGCAGGUGGCUUUCGACACUUGGCGCCAGACACGGAUGUGGACCGCCGAGGCUGAGGGAGCCUCGUAG